CACUAUUUUUUCACAGUUAUCUAUAAUAAGUAAAAAAACUGUUUUUAAGAGAAUUUUUUUCACAGUUAUCUAUAAUUGCAGCAGCUCUCUUGUCCCCCUAUCUUCGCCCCCUGUCCAGACUAUGGCUUUCCAGAGCAUCACAGCAAACAAUUGCAGAAACCAAAGCAUCACAGCAAACAAAAUGGAUCAAAGCAUGACAGCAAACAAAAUGGAGUUGGUUGGUUUCUUUGGUCCCAAUUGCAGCAGCUGUCUUGUCCCCCUAUCUUCAUGCCCCUGUCCAGACUAUAGCUUUCCAAAGCAUCACAGCAAACAAUUCCAACACACACUCAAAACCCACCCCAAACUGAAACAAGUCAAGCACUCCAAACCAACUCAACCCCCCCCUAAGAGUUCAACUCAGUCACUCUAAAACUACUGCCCAAACAAUCAAACAACCGUUGUUUUAAAGAUUUAUAUGGACAUGAAAAAAUAAACACUUCCAUUCAAACGAAAUAAUUUGUACAUGGACAGGCUGGGUACUGUCCCGCUACACACAAAGGGAAUUGGGAACCCAUACAAUCCAUCAAUCUCACAUCAUAAAACAAAAAAACAAUUAGAAGAUGGCGAGAUGCAAAUAGAAUGUAUGACCCAAGGUUUACUGAGGAAUGGAGUGCGACAAAUAGAGAACAACUUUUUUGCUCAAGAAACUACUUUGGUGCUG
Cuscuta campestris is the source of this 700-nucleotide messenger RNA. The record is from the annotation of a GenBank genome assembly. NCBI's taxonomy places the organism in Eukaryota, Viridiplantae, Streptophyta, Magnoliopsida, Solanales, Convolvulaceae.